This is a messenger RNA of Cyphellophora europaea CBS 101466, 1608 nucleotides long. RefSeq lists its product as uncharacterized. The record is from RefSeq and is a predicted model, not a curated record. Bases 1 to 1608 code for a protein of 535 amino acids. The transcript is spliced from 2 exons. NCBI's taxonomy places the organism in Eukaryota, Fungi, Ascomycota, Eurotiomycetes, Chaetothyriales, Cyphellophoraceae.
AUGCCUUCUCAGGCUGAAUGUUACAACAGUAUCGGCAGCAACACUGGCUCGCCAGAGACAUCUGCAGCUGCUGCCAGCCCGGCCCCCUUAUCAAUGGAAACACCGCAGGGCCGUGGACUCAGCCAGCUGGCAUGCAACGUCAUCGGCUCCGACCCUCAUUGUCUCUUUGGACCAGCAGAAGAGCAUUUUUUCACGAGGCUGCUGCCCCAGCUCAGUGAGACAAUCCCUUUCGUGGCAGCUGCUUCGGCUGCAUUCGGCGCUGCCUACAGCAUCACAGUCUUGCAGAAAGACAAUGCUGUGGCCCGUGGUGAGGAGCAAUAUUUGCAGGCCCUCAAAUUACUCCAGCACGAGCUCAGGUCGCCACACAAACGACUCCUGCCGUUCUUCAUCAGCUCCGUCCUCCUGGCUGCCGCCGAUGUUAUUAGUGGCCGUAUGGCCAAUGCACACGUCCAUCUGCGUUCCAUGUUCUCCAUCUUCUUUUCUGGCGUGGAUGGUGAAGAGCAUCCCAAAGAGGUAUCUCGACGUCUGUCUGUCCUCAGCGGAGUUGACUGUGCCGGAGAAACAGAGAACUACUUUGUUUACAUCCUUAUAUUACUCGAUACACAGACCGCCCUGUACGCUUGGACGAGACCUCCAUCAAUACCGAGUCGUUUCCGCACUGAUUACUUCAUACUAGACACCAUCAACGACCUUGCUCAGCACCAACCCGUGCUGGUACACGCAUGCCUACACUUCCUGGGCAAUAUACUCGCAGGAAGAGCAGCCCGAGGAAUUCUUGACCCUCCCGAAGAACAACUACGCGAACAGUCCAAGCUCAUCGCAGCUCUGCGUCACUGGCUUCUGAGACGAGACCAAUUAUUGGCAGACAACACAAUCCAUUCAUAUCUACCACCCGAGCGAAUCAGAUACCUCACCGUCCUCACAGCACAUUGCUACGGCAUGCUCGUCUCGAUAUCGACCAUUCUCGCUCAAAACCAAAUGAUCUACGAUGCCUUCAUGCCCGAGUUCUCACGAAUCGUCCAAUGCGCCGAACAGGUCCUCGGCCCCGUCGACCUCUCCAACCCCCACCCUCAAACCCCCAACCUGGAACCCUUCUCCCCCAACCCGGGCCUCAUCCAACCCCUCAGCAUCACCGCCCGCAAAUGCCGCUCCCCACACAUCCGCAGGAAAGCCGUCUGGCUCCUCCUCCUCACCGGCAGCGAAGGCCCCCUGACAGGGCCAUAUGACGCCUCGCUCGGCAAACGCAUCUGCGAGAUCGAAGAAGCCCGCGCCUUCUCCUUCGACCUCUCUCCAGAAGACUAUCACUCGUUACAGGCAGGAGAUGUUGACGAGUACGCCCGCGUCCGCACCUGCUGGCGGCCCAGCAUGCGGCGGCUGCCCACAAAGCCCUUCGCGCCCCACGUGAGGUUUGCGAGGCGCCUGCCGCCACCGCCGCCGCCGCCGCCGUCGUCGUCGGCGCUGCAUCAGACGUGGGACGAGGAAGGCCGUCUGGAAGUCUGGACGGAGAAGAUCGUGCCGAUUGGGAAUCCGCGAUCGCAGGUGCCGGAGCCGGUCCUGGAGUGGUCGGACCCGUUGACUUGGCGGUUAUUGCCGUUUGAAAUCGCUUGA